UACCAAAUCUACCAAUCUUUAGACACACUCUCAUUCAAAGCUGUCCUUCAACGUCUCUCUUCAACUGUAAGUAACAAAUUUUUAAAAUUUUAAUCAUUUUUAUCCAUUUUGAAUUUACACAUAACCGUUCAUUUUUAGUUAUUCUUCUAUAUAGUUCUUCAGUCUAUUACUCUGUGGUUCAUAUAAUUUUUUAAGGCCAACAGAGAUAGUUGUGUUGUGGGUUUAUAAGAUAUAGCAACUAACGUUUGUAUAUAUAUAGAUUGUUCAAGGUAGCACCUUUGUUCAGAUUCUUUUACAAUUUGCAUAUUAACAAUGACCACUAGCAGCUGUAUUGGAAUCUCAACUAUGAAACCUUGUUGUAGAAUUCUAAUUGGGUCUAAAAGUUCUUCCCUUUUUGGGGUUUCUUCCCCAAAGUUAAAUAAUCGAGUUUUCAAUAACAAUUUGUCGAAAUCACAAUCAAAAUCAACCCAUCUCCGUAGAUUUCAUUGCUACAGCGUCAAUAAUAAGUCCAGGAUCAUAGGUAAUAAGAGUUUGGUCAAUUCAAAUCGCAGAGCUUUUAAUGUCUCUGAUUUGAAUUGGGGUCAAUCCAAGGUUUUUAAUUUUACUUAUAGGUUUCAUGUAGAUAUGGGUAGUAUAAGGGGUGUUUUAGUAAUUCCCAGGGUAGCAUCAGAUUUUAGGAACCAUUCAACAUCAGUAGAGUCUCAUGUUAAUGAGAAGGGAUUUGAAAACAUUUUUAUUCAAGGAGGCUUGAAUUUGAAGAAGCCUUUAGUUAUUGAAAAAAUUGAAACAGGAAAUAAUGCACUCAAAAAAGAUGAAACGUCUAAUAGGGUAGAUAUUAAUGGGACUAGUGUCAACAUAGAUUAUUUGAAGGGUUUGAAUGAGACUUCUCCUAAUGUUGAGAGAGAGGUGUCUGAGAUUGAAAAGGAGGCAUGGAAGUUGCUUCAAGGUGCUAUUGUGAAUUACUGUGGGAAUCCAGUGGGGACUGUUGCUGCAAAUGAUCCUGCUGACAAGCAACCACUGAAUUAUGAUCAAGUGUUUAUCCGUGAUUUUGUUCCGUCUGCGCUUGCUUUUUUGCUUAAUGGAGAGCCAGAGAUUGUGAAGAACUUUCUUCUUUACACAUUACAGUUACAGAGUUGGGAGAAGACAGUGGACUGUUACAGUCCUGGGCAAGGGUUGAUGCCAGCAAGUUUUAAAGUCAGAACCGUACCCCUCGAUGGAAAUGAUGGAGCAUUUGAAGAAGUUUUGGAUCCUGAUUUUGGUGAAUCAGCUAUUGGGCGUGUAGCUCCUGUUGAUUCUGGGUUGUGGUGGAUAAUGCUGUUGCGAGCUUAUGGAAAGAUCACAGGCGACUAUUCAUUGCAAGAGAGAAUUGAUGUUCAGACAGGCAUAAGGCUCAUACUUAAUUUGUGUUUAUCAGAUGGAUUUGACAUGUUUCCUACUCUGUUAGUCACUGAUGGCUCCUGUAUGAUUGAUAGGCGGAUGGGUAUUCAUGGACACCCUCUCGAAAUCCAAGCCUUAUUCUACUCAGCUUUACGUUGUGCACGUGAGAUGCUUAUCAUCAACGAUGGAACUAAGAAAUUGGUAGCUGCUGUGAACAACCGACUCAGUGCACUCUCAUUUCACAUCAGAGAGUAUUAUUGGGUCGAUAUAAAGAAGAUUAAUGAGAUAUAUCGUUACAAGACAGAGGAAUACUCGACAGAUGCAGUCAACAAGUUCAAUAUAUAUCCGGAUCAAAUUCCUUCUUGGCUAGUGGAUUGGAUUCCUGAAGAAGGUGGCUACCUCAUUGGCAAUUUACAACCUGCUCACAUGGAUUUUAGGUUUUUUACUCUUGGAAAUCUUUGGGCCAUUGUUUCCUCUUUGGGAACCUCAAAACAAAAUGAGGGUAUCCUGAAUUUGAUUGAAGCCAAAUGGGAUGAUCUUAUGGCUGACAUGCCUCUUAAGAUUUGUUACCCUGCUUUGGAAAAUGAAGAGUGGCGUAUAAUUACUGGCAGUGACCCAAAGAAUACCCCAUGGUCAUAUCACAAUGGAGGAUCUUGGCCAACACUUCUAUGGCAGUUUACUUUGGCGUGUAUAAAAAUGGGGAGGCCUGAAUUAGCGCAGAAGGCAGUUUCUUUGGCAGAGAAGAGGUUGUCAGUGGAUCAGUGGCCUGAAUACUAUGACAUGCGGCGUGGAAGGUUUAUAGGUAAACAAUCCCGGCUUUAUCAGACAUGGACAAUUGCUGGUUUCCUGGCUUCAAAAAUGCUUUUGAAGAACCCGGAGAAGGCAUCAUUGUUGUACUGGGAAGAGGAUUAUGAUCUCCUCGAGACUUGUGUCUGUGCACUUAGCAAAACUAAUCGGAAGAAAUGCUCGCGAUUUGCUGCAAGAUCACAGGAUCGCGCCUGAUCUUGGUUUUCUCCUUUAAAAACAGCAAUAAGCAUGGGACAACAAGAAAAAGAAAUAAGAGCAUUCUCAGCUCUGGAAACAUUAAUUAUCCAGAGAUGACUUGUGCUGAUAUUAGAACAGCAUCGCACCUUUUUCAGGAUUUUGACAUUUGCUUUGUUAUUUCUGACAGCAAACAUAACUAUGAAGUAUAAAUGUGUUGUAUCAUUCAAUUUCAAUUAGAUGGCUCUGUUUUUAGAGAGCCUCUAACAUAUUGUAUGUAUAUAGAUUAAUUUGGAAGAUAUAUAUAAAUUCAACAUUUAUUUAGUUUCA
Molecule: messenger RNA, 2688 nt
Organism: Jatropha curcas
Lineage: Eukaryota; Viridiplantae; Streptophyta; Magnoliopsida; Malpighiales; Euphorbiaceae
Gene: A/N-INVC
Product: Plant neutral invertase family protein
Biological process (GO): sucrose catabolic process
Cellular component (GO): mitochondrion
Molecular function (GO): sucrose alpha-glucosidase activity; endo-alpha-N-acetylgalactosaminidase activity
Source: RefSeq, a predicted model, not a curated record